This is a messenger RNA of Frieseomelitta varia, 5814 nucleotides long. RefSeq lists its product as uncharacterized. Lineage: Eukaryota; Metazoa; Arthropoda; Insecta; Hymenoptera; Apidae. Bases 215 to 5725 code for a protein of 1836 amino acids. The transcript is spliced from 19 exons. The record is from RefSeq and is a predicted model, not a curated record.
AUCAUCUUGUUAUUUGUUUCGUUCGAUGAUCGUGCUUUGAAUCAUUUUGGGCCCACGGGCCCCGAUUCGACGCGUGGCUUUAAAUGUCAUAAAUUCGUGGCGUAGCUGUUUGCAUGUGUAUCCAGUCGACGACCCGUAAUUGUCUUUCUCGAUCAAUUAGUACAAUAAGCUUUCAUAAGUGAAUGAAUCCGAGUUUUCGAUUGUUCGAAGGAUCAUGGAAUCCUUACGAAUUCUGUUUCUCUUUGGUUACGUCAGUUUUAUUGUCGCGUACAUUUCAUCGGUCGAUUAUUUUGACGAAAAAUUAAGGCAGACAAAAAUUGAAAUAGCCAAGCUCUACUUUCGGGACGAACCAUCAGUUCAAAGAAGAGUGUACAAUGUAAAAUGGGACCAAAGAAAAUCUACGUGGUCAGGAAUGAUUUAUAACGAUCGACCUUUUAUACUGAAUAUAUAUGACAAAAUAUUUCUGAUAGAAACAAAUCAUUUCGUAGCAUUUUCUCUCGGUGAUUCAUCUUCUAAUCAUACCUCAUUGCCAGGGAUAAAUCCAUCUCUUAAUAACACUGUUAAAUUCGUAAGGAACAUCGUCUGGAAAGGUGUGUUUUAUCUACUAAUUUGUUAUGAAAGCGGCUCAUGCAAUAUCUACACAUUUGAUAAUUUGCAAUUAAAAUAUCGACAAACUAUUCGUCAUAAGGGACAUCCUAUGGACGCUAGCUUUUUUGUUCGUGCUAAUCGACUUUAUCUUGUAGUAGCCGAUAACAUUGGUCCAUUUUCCGUACCUUCUUUAAUAUAUCAUUGGAGAGGAACGUAUAUGGAUAAAAUAGAGGAAGUGAUGACUAUUGCCGCAAUAUCAGUUACUACGUUUAAACACAAGCAAUCGACCAUCAUAGUAUUCGCACAGUCUAAUAAAGAUAUACCUGGAAUCGGUUCCAUGGUAUAUGAAUUUAAGGAAACCAGCGUGGAUACUAUACAAUUUCUGGAAACGUCCGAUCCGUUUUCUGUUCAUCAUUACAGACACAUAGGAUUUAAUUUUAUUUUGCUAAUAAACAAAAAUAUACCGAGCAGUUUGCAUUGGUGGGAUGGACACGAAUUAUUAACCUGGCAACAGAUUUCAGAAAUAAGAGCACCCAGUUUAGUCCAUAUAGUAAACAUCAAUGAUGAUACUUUUUUCUUUGUAAUAAAUGAUAACAUUUUGCAACUGUACAAGUUUGAGAAUGCAUCGGAUUGUAUCUUAAUAAAUACUAUAAAGCUACCUGCUGGAACCAUAAUUGACAUACAAACUAGAAUCGACAAGUCCACGAUAAUUGUGAUGUUGGUUGUCAUGAACUCAAGUCUAAUUUAUAGAGUCGAAUCGUGGGAGUUACUCAUUGAAGAAAUUCCUUCUGAAUACUCGAAUAAAGCAAGUGAUAUUUUAUCGAAGCACUUGGCAGAAUUAGUUGAAAUAUUGCAACAGAGAAAACAUUUUGUAGAAGAAGCUAAAGCUUUAUGGCCCCUUUUACGGCCAGUGCAUGAGAAUUCAACGAUAUCGGAAUUUUUCGAUUUGCCAAAUUUAAUAUUAGAGUCAGGAAUUGUAAAGAACAUCGACAUCUUUGUAGACGAAGAUAUAAUUGCACCUAGCAAGUUAGAACAGCGUAUAACAAACUUAACUCACGAAAUUGAUAAUGUUUUAUUGUCUAACGAAUAUUUAAUGUUAAAUAACACGAAUUCUUUGAAUGGGAAUAUUAUUGUUGAUGGAGAUGCAUUUAUUGAAGAGCUACAGAUUGAUAAAAUGAUUGUGGAUUUUUUUAAUGAUAUUUAUAUGCAUAAUUCGAACGAAAUGCAAUUUCCUACGUUGAAGAAAAGAAAUAUUAUUAUAAAUAAUCUUAAAGUAGGUUCCAUUUGUGGAAUUCCAUACCAAUAUUGGUCUCUAAUUAACGAUACAUCGAAAAUGAAAAUAAAUCUAAAGAGAGAUGAGAUUGAAUUUUCAAGUAAUACUAUAUAUUUAAAUUCAAGUAUAUCAUUGAAACAUUUAAACGUAAAAAUUUUAAAUGGCACAAUUAUGAAUGAACUUUUUAAGGAAUUAUUUGUCAUUAAUUAUAAUCAAAGAAUCAAAGGAAAGAUCACUUACAACAAUACAUUGCAAAUUCAGAAUUUUACGAUACAAGUAUUAAAUGGGAAGCCAUGGAAUAAUUACAUGAAUGCAAGAACCGAUCAAACAUUUAACAAUUUUACUAUGAGGAAGCUUCGAGUGAAAAAUUUGUAUACUGAUGCGAUAAACGGUGUUUCAGUUUCAGAAGCAGCGAGAAUAUCUAUCGACAAUGUAAUUAAAGGAAGAACGAAAAUUGCGAAAUUACAAGUGACAAAGGAACUUGUAGUUAAUCCACGCUUUAACUUAUUAGAAAGUAAACCAAAUCAAAUUUACUCCAAUGUCACCAUUGACGGUAACUUGAAAAUUGGAACUUUAGAGCUGGACAAAUACACGAGAAUCUUUCUAAACAAUGAAGAAAUAAAUCUGAAAAAUAUUUUCGAUAUUUUUUGGACAAAAUCAACUGAUCAAAUAAUCGAAAACGAUGUCAUUUUUGAAAAUAGUUUAAUUAUAGAUCGUUUGAAUGCGAAAUAUUUAAAUGGAUUUUCUGAAGAAGAAUUUUUGUACACUACUGCAAAGAUUAUUCCAGAAAGUUUUAGACGGCUACAUUUUGAAAAUGUUCAUGUAGAUGAUAUGUUUUUUAUUGAUGGAAAGAACGAUAGUCUUUUCGAAAUCGCCCCAGAAUCCAUCACCAUUCGAGAGAGAUUGCAUCUAAAACACUUACGCGGAAAUCAAUUAUUAACUGAUAUCUUUAAUGGUCUCCUGAUAGCUGAUAUUUUAAGCAGAAAGCAACCACACAUUUUUCCACAAAAUAUGAAUUUCUUAACCGUUAAAGCUAAACAAAUAAACAUAGAUGAACUUGCUUUUCCUUUCUCCUUACAGAACACAAAAAAUGAUAGCAAAGAUCAGAAAACAAAGUUCAUGAAGACUCCAGAAUUUCACGUAGAAAAUCUUAACGUUGAAAAUAUUAACAAUCUCGAAAUAAAAAGACUUUUAUCAUUAAAAAAUAUGAAAACAUCUGAUUUAAAAAAUUUGGUAAUACAUGGUGAUCUAACGAUUAAGAUUGAUUUAAAAAUAAUUCAAAUUGAUGAUCAACCAUCUAUGACUUAUAUAAAGAAUAUAGGUAAAGGAAAUAUCUUGUUUAAUAAUAAUAAUAAUAUCCAAGAAUUAAUUGCACAAAACAUCACAUUAAAAUCUUUGCACAACCAUGACAUGAACAAUUUUUUCGAAAAUUUCCUUUCCAAGUCAAGAAAACAAAAUAUAUCUGGAAGAUUCACUUUUUACAAAAUUACUACUGAUAACAUUAAAACUAGCUUUAUCAAUCAUCAGGACGUCUCCAAAUUGGCAUGGAUUGACAAGCCUUUAUUUCUAAUGAAGAACAUCGAAUUUGAUGAUUUAUUUGUAGAAGGGAAUACUAUAACAAAAACUUUAAACAAACUUAAUGUUAACGAGUUGUACGAGAACAUGCUUGACAUAUCGAUACCAAAAAUUAAUAAUUUAAAAGUAGACGGAAAUAUUUCUUGGGACGUUUCCUUGUCAAGUUCUGCUUUUGUGACAUUGUUAUUCGAAAACGCAGUAACUAAAACUACGUAUCAAAUUAUUCGAAACAGCACAAUUUUUCAGGGAAAUGUAUCAGUAUCGACAAUUACAGGACAAUGUAAAGAAAUUGAUGAAAUACGUAAUAUUAUUGAAGAUACUGUGAUAGAUGAUAAUGACAUUGAAAUAAUUGGUCAAAAAAGUUUUAAAGAGAACCUGCAUAUCGAUGCUAUUUCAGUGACUGAUGAUAUUGAUAUUCCUAUGAUUAAUAAUAUCAGUAUUCUCGAAUUUAAUAAUUCUGUAGUGUGGAAAAAUCAAAAGGAAACGAUAACUGGAAUUAUAACUUUCCUCGAUGAUAUAACAAUGGAUCAAAUUCUUAUCGAUGAUAAUGUUCACGAUGUUCUCUUGAAAGGAGUGGUUCUAACGACUGAUAAAUUACCCAACAUAUAUUUCAAAGAUCUUGUUAUAUUGGAGGAUGUAUAUUUAAAGAGUUUAGAUGAAGUAAAUUUUGAUAAAUUUUUAAAAGAUCGCGUAACCAUCGACAAAGAACACGAGCUACUUGCUAAUAUACAAUUCAAUGACACUGUUGAAAUAAUAGAAAGUACGAACCUAUCAAGAAUUAAUGGAAUUUAUCCUUCUGAUCUGGUUUUGAACAACGGAAAAGAAACACAGGUGAUCAUUGGUUCAAAAAUCUUCGAAGAAAACGUCAUAGUAAAUAACAAUAUCUACGGGCCAAUUAUUAAUCAUGUAAACGUAUCGCUAGAAUACUCCGAUGGUAUACAAAACGACGAAGAUGUAGAAAUCAUCGGAGACUUGAUUUUCGAGUCGGAGGUCAAGGUUCCAGAAAAUGUAUUUGUUUUUAACUUGAUGAAUGGAAUAAAUUUAACCACCAUUUCCUAUAAUUUGCAAAAAGAGAUAAAUCGAACUCUAUACAUGUUCGCUCGGAAUGAAACUAAGAUUGAAAAGAGUAUCAGUCAAUCUGCCUCGAUUUCUGAAAAUCUCGGCAAUAUUUUCUCGUACUUGGAAAUAGAAGAAAAAUUGAAAAUUCAGACACCGAACGUUAAGAAGAUUGAUGUUGUUUAUUACGAACAAAUCACAAAGCUGAAUAUAUUUGGGGAAGAACCAGGAUCUCUUUGCGGACUUCCAGAUAAUUGUUUUUGUACAACCGAAUAUAUGGCUGAAUUUACCAAGAACGACUGUCAUAUUCGAAAAAUAAAUGGUGGUAAAAUAAUACGAAAUUAUCACGAAUUACAUAGCACAUUUGGUAUAAAUGUAAUAUCGAACACCAUAUCAUAUAGCCGUGAAUGUAGUUUAAACAAUAGCAAGAACGAAUUCAUCGCGAUUUCUUGGGCCAAACUUGGAAUGAUCGAUACAGUGGGAACGUUGGCCAGUGUAAAGGAAACACCAUUAGAAAUUCGAGGUUUCAUAAAGGAUGCAAAAUUUUUCACAACACAUGAUAAUGCAGCUUUCAUAGUGUUGGCAGUGUAUUAUGACAUAUUACGCGCAACACAUCACACAGAUUCUGUAAUUUACAAGAUCAAUUUUGAGAAUAAUAAUUUAUCAUUGCAUCAGAACAUAUCCACCGAUGGAGCUUGGACUAUCGAUAUUUUCAAAGCAAAUCAUCGCGAUGUGUAUCUUCUGCUUGGUUGCUUCGGAAAUUCUAAAAAGUCGUAUGUGUAUAAAUUGAAUCCUAUUACCUCCAAAUUUACAAUACUAAGAAGCUUCGAAGGUAAAACGCGUAAUGUAAAAAGUCUCAUCCAGGAACAGGACUGCUUCGUUUUGUUAGAUGAUUUCGAGACGAAUGCGAUAAAUAUCUUUUAUUACGAUCCAAAAUUUGAUAACUUUUACAACUAUCAAAGUCUAUUUCAUGAUUCGCAAAUCAAUGACGUAGAGUGUUUCUACGCAAAUGGUUUCGGUCAAAGUGAUUCCUUUAUCAUCGUCACGACGGAAGACGAUCAGUUUUACGUUUAUGAAUAUAUGUUCGCUGAAAGAUUUCACUUGAAGAUACAUCACCGUAUAGACGAUUUACAAACGAUGGUGCCAUUCUAUCAUUUAGGGAAUUAUUAUAUUUUUACAGGUACGAGCACAAAUAGCACAAUACUAAGAAUCAUAAGACAAGGAUCGAAAUAAAAUUCUUAGUGCACGAAUUUAUUUUUUUAUUAAUUCUUAAUACUUAUGCGAAUUUAUUUGUCGAUAUCUAUGUAUUAUAUUUAUGUAUU